UAAACUGACGCUCCGAUUAGCGGUUAGCGGUUAGUGUGUUUUUAAACACUGCGGAUGAAGAAUCGUUGUAACGACGCGCGUGUUUGUAUCUUGAAAAAACGCUCGUAAGAGACUAGUUUUCGUCUCUGUUAUACUAACGUCUGCUAUAAGAAAAGCGGUGGAGGAUCAGCCAUGGAUGUAGCCGACUUGAUCCAGGAUUGGCUGGCAUGCCAGUUGCCUCCAACUGGCGCAAGUAAGGCUUGGCAAGUGGGCAGGUCAAAGUUUGGAGGUCGCGGACUUUUUGCCACAAGAGACAUUCAGCCCAACGAAGUCAUAUUUGUCGACGUACCUAUCAUUCUUGGUCCACGACGCAGCGGAGGCCCCCUAUGCGGGCUGCCCGGGGGAUGUCGCCUCCCUGUCUGCAGCGACCAGUGUGCGAAAUCACCGCGACAUCUCCCAGAGUGUCGUCUGCUAGCGUCUGCCGACAAUAAUCAAGCACAAGUCUCAGCCGAUGGAGGGUGGAGUAUGCAGCUGUUUCAUGCGCUAGCAGCACUGCGCAGUCUCACUUUAGACGAUCAGCAGCGAGCCAUUGUUAAAAGGACUGCAGAAACACUCCGCCAAGUUCUAGGCCCUAGACUGUCACACCCUCAAGAGGAGUGGAUAGUUCAGUCCUGUAGAGCAAUGGAUACUAACGCCUUUGAGACAGUACAAGUUCCCCACCAGGAUAUGGGUCACGGAAAUGGGUUACUGGGCCAUGAAAAUGGGUCAUUAGGUCAUGAGAAUGAGCCAGAGAGUCAUGUAAAUGGGUCUGUGGGUCACAAAAAUGGGUUGGGUCACGAGAAUGGGUCAUUGGAUCGCGAGAAUGGGUUAGAGAUUCAUGUAAAUGGUCACAAAAAUGGGUUAUCAAGUGGUACAAAUGGGUUGGUACAUGAAAAUGGAUCAGAUAAUGAGUCAUUAGGUCACGUAAAUGGGUCGGUGGGUAAUGAAAAUGGGUCAAUGAGUCAGGAAAACGGGUCAGAUGGGUUGGUGGGUCAUGAAAAUGGGGGAUUGGGUCCCAAAAAUGGGUCGAGUCAUAGAAAUGGGUCACUGAGUCAGGAAAACGGAUCAGUGAGUCUCAAAAAUGGGUCACCGACCCACGAAACCGGGUCAGAUGACGAGAAUGAGUCACAGUGUGACAAAAUUGGGUCUCAGAGGUCACGUGGGUCACUGCGAGGCCUGUACCCGUUGGGUGCUCUGAUGAACCACAGCUGCUGGCCCAACACGACCCACUCGUAUGACACACAGUGUCACAUGCAGAUGAUGGCUGCCACGCUGAUCAAACAGGGUGAUGAGUUGAGCACAUCGUAUGUGUCCCAGUUGUGGGACACGGCGUCGCGACGUCACAUGCUCGCCAAGACUAAACAGUUUGCGUGUCGGUGUGAUCGAUGCAAGGAUCCAGAAGAGUUCGGCUCGAUGCUAUCCGGCCUGCCGUGUCCCGAAUGCACAGAUGGCCUUCUGCUGUGUUCACGGCCACUGGACCCGCGUACACCUGAUUGGCGUUGUAUGUCAUGCGAACAGCUGAUCGCAACCGCACGCGUUCAGGAGAUACAGCGCGGUCAAGGUCGUCUGUUAGCUGCCAUAGAUACGUCCGAUCCUGACCACGUGAUCACGUUCCUCGGGGAGGGGAGGGUGCCUGAUGGCGGACUGGUGGCGGUGCAACUCAAGGCUGGACUCAAUACGUUCUUGGGCCAUGUGCAGGGAUACAAACUUCAUGAACUGAGCGACGAGCAUCUGAAAGUGAAAGAGAAAAUAUGUCGAGAUUUGCUCAGCGUAAUGGAUAAACUGAAAAUUGGGAAUACAAGACUAAAAGGUUUGAACGUAUUCGAUCUGCACCUGACGUUGGGUGAGAAAAUGCGACGUAUAAAACUAGAAGAGGACAACGAAGACGAUGCAAACGACAGUUUGAAGUUGGAAAUGAUGAAAACUUGGGAGUUGGCAAAGAAAAUACUGUCCAAUGAUGCGACUGCGCCCACCGAUUUCCACAAAAAACUCAGAUCUUCAACAAAUAUUGAUUGACUCAAUUAGAAUAUCAUAUUUUUAGAAAAAUGUAAAUAAAGUUACUGUAUUCAUAACAGUUUCAUCAUGUAA
Molecule: messenger RNA, 2106 nt
Organism: Nilaparvata lugens (brown planthopper)
Lineage: Eukaryota; Metazoa; Arthropoda; Insecta; Hemiptera; Delphacidae
Product: SET domain-containing protein SmydA-8
Exons: 11
Coding region: 172-2034 (620 amino acids)
Molecular function (GO): protein binding
Source: RefSeq, a predicted model, not a curated record